Molecule: messenger RNA, 2514 nt
Organism: Gambusia affinis (western mosquitofish)
Lineage: Eukaryota; Metazoa; Chordata; Actinopteri; Cyprinodontiformes; Poeciliidae
Gene: lg17h2orf42
Product: linkage group 17 C2orf42 homolog
Exons: 9
Coding region: 483-2378 (631 amino acids)
Cellular component (GO): nucleus
Source: RefSeq, a predicted model, not a curated record
GAUGGACUGUAUGGUUACAAAAGGUUCUGUGUAGCAAUUAUGCACAUGCUUGUUACAUUUGAAGCACCUGGAAACAUUUGAACUGAUGUGAGAUCAUUGAGGCAGUGUUAUUUUAUUACAAGUUUAGUAUUAAAGAUGGUAUGCAGGGGUGUAUGGGUUUUUACCCCCCACUAACUCUCAGUGCCCCAGAAAAAACGCAGUUGGACAAUGAGUUAUGUGUCGCCAUUUAAUGAUUCGUUAAUGGUAAUAAGUUUUUAAAAAGCACAGUUAAGAUUAAAACUUUUCUCUGUGAUGCUGGAUGACAUCACAAGAGGUACCCGAAUGGAAUUGGCGAAUACUAUGGCAGAGGAGAUUUUUGCUUCAUUUUUAGGUAGAGUCUAAAGCUCUUGAGAUGCAAGAGGUUAAACUUUUUAUGCUCCACCUUGAUACCAAACUAUGAUAAAGGGCUGGGUUACAUGAAGUCUUCAUUCUAAACCCUUGAAAUGGACAGUGAAGUUAUCGUGUCCCCCUCAUCGGCCUCCCCUCAAGCUCCCGCCACCCGGUCCAGCUUAGCUGCAAAGCAGCGAGAAAGCAGGAGGUCCACGGCCACAACUCCCACCUUUCUCUCCAACCUGGGUAGGGCCACCCUGCGGGGCAUCCGCAAGUGCCCUCAAUGCGGGGUCUACAACGGUACCCGUGGGCUCAGCUGCAAGAACAAAGCCUGCGGCGUGACCCUCAGAGAUGCCUCGGCGGGCUGUAAAAGCGGCAAGAAAGGCGCGGUGGCGGUGGCGGUGGUGAGGGUGAUAACCGACAGCGAAGAGGAGAGUUUCGGAAAGGAGCAGGAGGCAGGAGGCGCGCAGGUGUUUUCGGUGUGCCACAGAGGAAGAGGAACCACGCAGUGGGGCUUCGUGGAGCUGGUUCCCACGGAUACGGCCAUAGCGACCGGGGAUGGAGCCACCCUGCUCACGCGCAUCAACCUGGGCCGCUGCUUCCUGCCCUCAUGCAGGCAGGGUGAGAGGUCAAGCAAGCGCGAGCCAGACUCGGCGUCGACGGAGCCGUCCUCCGACAGCCUCUGCGUCCACAUCAAGCAGGCCAUAGACUGCCGGAGCCGCGCCACGCCGCUCACCUUCAAGAGCUCCGUCCUGGAGGCCUUACAGGCUUCCGUCCAGGCCAGGGAGGAGCUGUGGGGGCUGGCCACGGAGUCCCCCGGGCCUCUGGUGCAGCGGGUUUCUAAAGACACCCUGGUGGUGAAGUGCCACACGGACUCGCAGCAUCCGCUGGGCCUGCUGCACCUGACCGUGGCUCCGAUGGAAACGCAGAAGAACAACAGGAGCGUGUUUCACUGCAGCUGCCAGCUCAGCGCGGGAAGGAUGAAACAUGGCGCGGACGGAGCUGGCUCUCUCCCGGCCGCUUCCCAGCCCUGCCUUCACUUUUACGCCUGCGUGUGCGCCUUCUCAAGCAACGAGAAGCUGGCCGCAGAGUUUGCGGCUUUCGUCAACUAUUCUUCAGUUGUGCAGCAGAACGCCGCCGGUGAUAAACCCCCGCAGCAGGCCCAACCCAACAACUCCCCCCUCAAAGUGAAGAAGCAGCGUCUGGACGAGCCUGCCUCCGUGGCGGGGAAAGAAGGCGCCUGCGCUCUGAGGAAAGCCGGUCAGAGGAAACCUGCCGGGGGCCUGAAGGCUGCAGGCAGCGCUCAGGUUGUGGACGAGCUCUCAGUGACCAUGGGCUUCCAGCAGUGGCUUGCCAGCGUGACCGAGAGGAUCCAUCAGACGAUGCACUACCAGUUUGACGGGAAGCCCCAGCCGUUGGUCUACCACAUCCCCCAGGAGUUCUUCAACGCCCUCCAGCAGCGUCUGUCGCUGGGCUCUAAGAAGAGAAGACUGCCCAACCUCACAACAGCGUUUGUGAGGAGCGACGGACUUCCUCUGGGCUCUUUCUCCAAGUACACCUGGCACUUCACCAAUCUGCUGCACGUCAAACACAUUUUCGACACUCCGGAGCUGCCACUGGAGGUCACUCAGAGUUUUGUAAGGAAUCUGGACGGCUCCUACUCUCGCUUCCACCUGCCCGAGCUGCCGCCUGACCCAGAAUCAUUACACGGAUACAGGAUGGAGCGUCCGCCGACCAUACGACCAAUGGAGCACCGCACUUUCCUCAAAGUCGGACCGAGUUCUGGGGACCAGGAGUCCAGCCCCUUUGUGAUCGAGUGGAUCCCUGACGUUCUGCCUCGCUGUCAGAUGGGAGAGCUCAGGAUCAGCUUUGAAUUUGGCCACCAGCAGAGCGGCCAAUCGGAGUGCCAGGAGAAAGCGGGCGGGGCGGAGAAAAAAGCUCGCAGAAAGUCGGACGGCUCUCAGCCCAAAGUCCCGAAGAGUGUCGACGUUCUUCAGGUGGUUGUUUAACAGCCGCCAUGUUCCUUCCACUGUAACCGUAGCAAUCGCAUACCGAGAACUGGAACGUGUGACCUCCGCAUAAAUCCGUUUCCUAGUAUUGACAUAUGCAAAAUAUGGAGAAUAAACUGCCAAGCAGGUUAUGGUU